Messenger RNA from Pistacia vera, 890 nucleotides. RefSeq lists its product as uncharacterized. Gene Ontology annotation, cellular component: PML body; cytoplasm. Gene Ontology annotation, biological process: double-strand break repair. NCBI's taxonomy places the organism in Eukaryota, Viridiplantae, Streptophyta, Magnoliopsida, Sapindales, Anacardiaceae. The transcript has a single exon. The record is from RefSeq and is a predicted model, not a curated record. Bases 71 to 661 code for a protein of 196 amino acids. Gene Ontology annotation, molecular function: single-stranded DNA binding; 5'-tyrosyl-DNA phosphodiesterase activity.
GAGUUGGAAAUAAUUUGAUCUUUUGAGGGACUGAGAUCUAUUUUUGAUACUCAACUGGUUAGUAUAUGAUAUGCAGUUAAGCAAAUUGCAAGUGAAAGCCUUCAGCUGUAAACCCUUCAGGAAUUCAAUUAUGGGGAGAGAACUUUGCAUUGCUGAGGUUAAAGUUCAAGACGAGAAGUCUUUGGUUGUUGCCACUAGCCAUCUCGAGAGUCCCUGCCCGCGCCCUCCUACGUGGGAUCAGAUGUUUAGCAAAGAACGUGUGGAACAGGCAAGGGAGGCUAUCAACCUUCUGGAGAAGAAUCAAAACGUGAUCUUUUGUGGUGAUAUGAACUGGGAUGACAAGCUGGAUGGUCGAUUUCCUUUCCCUGAGGGAUGGGUUGAUGCCUGGACAGAGUUAAGGCCGGGGGAGAAUGGGUGGACGUAUGAUACUAAGUCCAACCAGAUGUUGACUGGUAAUCACCCAUUGCAGAAGCGGCUAGAUCGAUUUAUUUGCAAUUUGCGUGAUUUUAAGAUUAGUAGAAUUGACAUGAUUGGAAUGGAGGCAAUACCAGGUCUCUCAUAUUGCAAAGAGAAGAAAGUGAAGAGAGAGAUAAGGAAGUUGGAGCUUCCUGUUUUGCCUAGUGAUCAUUAUGGCUUGCUUUUGACAAUCACUAGUCAGUAAUGUUGGUUAUGAUAAUGGUUGAAUGGAAGACUGAUGAAGUAGUGGUCAUUUUCUGGGCAGUGUUUGUAUGCAUAUAUGAUAUGCAAUUUCGUAAAUGAUGUGCAACAUGUUAUGUUUCAUAUUUUGGUGAAGUUUUGUGGAUGAUGAAGGCAAUGUUUAGAUAUGAAAUGCUAAGAGUACUUGUUAUCAUGAAGAUCAAUUUUAUGGAUUUUCCAGAAGCCUUGUUCUA